AAAACAACACUGUAAAUUAAAAACAGCUUGGAAUGUCUUGCACACUUUCGGCACAAAAACAACGAAAGCGAUAAAAUGUAUUUAAAAAACUGUCCCAACCCAAUUUUGACUUUUUCUUGUGGUAAAACUUACUGGUGGGUCGCCAAAUUCUACUAAAAUCCAAAGUGGGUCGCAAGCUAGGAAAGUUUGAGAACCCCUGCCUUAAACUAUUAAACAAGGAUAUAAUGACUUGGAAAAAAAUUAAAAUAUGUUAAUUGUAGCGAUUCAAUACAAAAUAAACAAUGACUUCUAAAAGGUGACUGAAACAUCAAUUUUUUAAUGAUUUAAAAAAAUGUAAAUACGCUUUUAAAUACACCAAAAACUAUUUUGUGAUACAUAUACAGAGCAGUCCUAAAUAUCAGCCAAAAAUAUUAAAAAAAAUGAUUUUCCACGAAACAAAAAUUACAAAAAUGCUCAAACUAUACCCCGUCUAAAGGCGGGAUUGGGUAUUAGAGGGUUAAUAACUGUGGAAGUGCUAAUAGAACUCUAAGCUGAGAAUCAGGCUUUGUCCCAGUGGGAAAGUUGCGCCAAGAAGAAAAAGAAAAAGAAGUAUAUAGUUUCAGACAUUUAGUGAGACCUCAAAUCACCUGACUAUUGGACCAUAGGGCACUGCAUUAAAUUAUCUCCUUCUCCUUCACUCUUAUAGAAAUUUUGUAAACAACAAGGCCAAGAAACUCCAAAAUCCCAUACAAAAUCAAAACAAUGCAGUUCCUUAUUCAGCAUGACUCUAGAAAGAGUUCUAAUGCUGUGGAGUAGGGCUAUUUAUUAGAAUUCAGAAUUGUGCUAGAAGAAAAUAAACAAAUUUUACUAGAUCAUCGAAUCUUAAAUAUUUAUUAUUUUUGGAUACGCAGCACUUGUUGGAAUAAAGUGCAGGAAGAAUUCACCAUAUAGGUACAGGUUCGGGUAUAAUUUUUUUCCUAAAAUUUAUUGUGAUUUCGUGUGUAACCAGGAACUGUUGGAAAAAAUCUCAUUUUGUUUGCUACCACCCGUUAGUUAGCAAUUUUGGUCAACUGACUGUGAUGACGACGCUCUCGCAAGUUACUGGAAUUUCGCGAACCUCGUCAGUUGAUCGCUAUCAGCCGCUACGAACGGCAAUCUUGCUCAGCUGAGAUCUUACAGUCCGUCUUCCUUCCCUACCUGCCGAUCGAAUGACUUCGAAUGUUUGGAAAAGGUUGUUGAACCGCGAUUAGGCGCGCGAUGUCCUGUCCGAUCGAGUUCUAGGCCUGCGAUCUGAUCCCGGUGUGAAAUGAACCUAGUUUGGAAUUGGUUUGUUUUCUUUUAUCGCAGAUUCUCGAGGGUGGUGGUCAAAAUCAAACCAAGCCCUAUCAGAUUGACGAUAGGGAAGCGAUCACUCUUUACCAGCAAGCAAAAGGAGCAGAACUCCAACCAACAUCAGCAGCAGCAACAGCAGGGUCGCCAAUCGAAAGGUAAAUUUAAUAAAAUUCAGAGAAAAUGGAGUUGGAAGGCUGGGGCGGGUUGGACUAUAUUAUCCGUUUUGGAUUGGUGGUUACUAGCUGCCGGCGGUUGGUUAACAUGGCGGGGCGUCUUCCUGCGAUGGACCCCGAUAGGCAUCUGCAUGAUCGCCGCAGCACAAUGGCACCUUCACAAUCGUGAACUCGACCGGAAGGGCCUUCCACGGACGGCGGCCUCAUGGCAGAUGAAUAUAUACUGUUCGCUGCCAUUGAGAAUGAUGAGUAGAGCCUGGGGUUGGUUGGCAGACUGCCGCGUGCCAACGCCCGCCAGACCUCUCCUCUACGGCCUGUACUCGACCGCUUUCGGCGUGAACAUCGAAGAAGCUGCAUCGUCCGAUUUCAAAAAUUAUCGUAGCUUAGCGGAAUUCUUCACCCGAUCACUGAAGGAGGAUGUACGCUAUGUGGACCCGAAGAGUUGCAUCGUAUCACCAUGUGACGGACGAGUUUUGCACUUCGGUACCGCCACCAACUGUCAUAUCGAGCAGGUCAAAGGCGUCUCGUACAGUCUGGAGGAGUUUCUGGGGCCAGCCACCUGGAGCGAUAAGAACGACUGCCCGACAAUCGUCGAGAAGAUCAAAAAGAAAUCACCCGACAAUGCGCUGUAUCAGUGCGUCAUCUACUUGGCACCGGGCGACUAUCAUCGGUUCCACUCGCCGGCCGCCUGGAAGCCGGAGAUCAGGCGACACUUUUCGGGCGAGCUCCUGUCGGUGAGUCCGAAAGUCGCCAAAUGGAUGCCGGGGCUGUUCUGUUUGAACGAACGAGCGCUCUACGUCGGCAAGUGGACGCACGGAUUCUUCAGCUUCACUGCAGUGGGUGCAACCAACGUCGGUUCUGUUCAAAUCUACAUGGACGAGAAGCUGAAGACAAACCAAUGGGUGGGUUUGGAAGUGGGAACCCACCGGUGCAAGCAGUACGACGAACUCGUUCUGCCGGCUGAUUCGUUCCUAGGGAAGGGCGAACUGCUGGGACAGUUCAACAUGGGCAGCACCAUUGUGCUCAUCUUUGAGGCUCCACGAGAUUUCAAGUUCAACCUCCAACCAGGGCAGGUGGUGCGGAUGGGUCAACGUCUGGGAUGUGUUGGCGACAAAGACGACACGAUCGAAGAUCUGAACAAGACGAAGAAACUAAUCGAAUCUAUGUGAUGGAAGGUGUUUUCUUAGGCCAACCGAUUAGCUGGACAAUAGUUUAUAUAGGGUUUUUCAAUUUUGGCUUGUAAGAGGAACAAGCCCCAGAACUCCGUACCUAGGCAGCGCAUUUUAACGUGACUUUAAAAGCGUGAGAAGCCUUUUUGUUACACUCAGUGUACUGUGCUGCAAUGAUGACUAUCAUCGAUCGCUAUACCUUUAAUUACUCAGUUUCACGACUGCAACAGUUGAUGCGACUUUCAUUCGCAGUUAUGUAGUUUUCCCCAAACUGUGAGUAUCACACUCACAUCCACAACGCAAACAAAACCAUUGCAAUCGUAGUACAUAUUGUACGUGUAUUCUUUUUGAAAUAAUUACAGUAAGAAAAUAACGAAAGUAGAAACCAGUAGUUUUCUCUUUAAUUCGUGGACGGCUGAGUGUGAUUUCUUCGGUUUAUUGUGUGCAGAGAUUUUCGAUUUAGUUCCUCCAUCUACUAAAAUUGUUCAGUAGUUAGAGAACAGAUUACCUCUAUUGUUUAAGUAGGAUCUUAGCUAUCUAAACAAUUUUAAAUGCUUAAGAGUUUUGUAAAUAAAAAAUGUUUUCUAAUA
Messenger RNA from Aedes albopictus (Asian tiger mosquito), 3243 nucleotides. RefSeq names its product phosphatidylserine decarboxylase proenzyme, mitochondrial (gene Pisd). Bases 1286 to 2653 code for a protein of 455 amino acids. NCBI's taxonomy places the organism in Eukaryota, Metazoa, Arthropoda, Insecta, Diptera, Culicidae. The record is from RefSeq and is a predicted model, not a curated record. Gene Ontology annotation, molecular function: phosphatidylserine decarboxylase activity. The transcript is spliced from 6 exons. Gene Ontology annotation, cellular component: mitochondrion. Gene Ontology annotation, biological process: phosphatidylethanolamine biosynthetic process.